GCAAAACGAGAGAGCCGGAGGCGCCCAAACGACUAGUCUCGAUUCUCGAAGCCUCCACGCGGACUUGGGUUAGGGUUUCGCUCCCUCCCAUCGACCUCCAGCCUCAGCCAUGUCCGGGCGCGAGGUCCGCGAGUACACCAAUCUCAGCGACCCCAAAGAUAGGAAGUUGGGGAAGGGGAAGGACAAGAUUGAUGACGAGGACAUCACCUUCCAGCGCAUGGUUGCAAAGAUGCAAGAGGUUGCUGGUGAGAGGGGAGGCUACCUUCAUGGGCGAGGAGCAUUGGACAGUGAUGAUUUGCUUUACCUGAAAGAGCAAAUGGAAGCUGAGGAAGAUGCAGAGCGUCUUCUUCGUCGUACGGAGAAGCGGGCAUUUGCUGCUUUUAAGAAAGCAGCGAUUUUAGCGGAUUCUACACCCGCUGUCCCUGUGGCUCUUCGUGUUGAACCUAAACCUAAAAGCAAUAUAAGGCAGCAGGAUCUCUUGAAGAAUAUUGUUGGGAUCAAACCAAAGCGGCCAAAAGUUAGCAGCCCUUCACAGCCAGCAGAGAGCGAUAUGCCCAAGCAUGACCAAGAAGAUUCUGUUAGCAAGAGGUCUUCAUCGCAGAAUCAAUCGGUACCACUUGUGGGUGAGAAGGAAUCGUCUCAUGGGAAGGUCAGUGCUGAGCAAACAACGUCAAAGCCAGCUGAACCAACACAGGCUAAGCAACAGAAUACAACUGGAAGCUUGCUUGGUUUAACUUACGAGAGUUCUGAUGAAGAAUAAUCUGUCGCGGAGGAUACGUUUAGAACGUGGAAUUUUUUUCCCAGAUUCCUAGGGGACCCGAUCUGUUUCCUGUGAAACUCAAAAGCCGUCUAAGAGAUCAAAACAACUCGUAGAUUGUAUAUUAGGUUUUUUUGUGCUGUUAGUUUAUGUUUGGUUUGUAUCAGGAUUUGAUGAAAAGAUGUGUUGAGGAUGCUGCUCCCCAUUGAAAAUCGUUGCUUCUAUUUUGCGUUA
Messenger RNA from Phragmites australis (common reed), 991 nucleotides. RefSeq lists its product as uncharacterized. Lineage: Eukaryota; Viridiplantae; Streptophyta; Magnoliopsida; Poales; Poaceae. The coding region runs from base 110 to 760 and encodes 216 amino acids. The transcript has 7 exons. The record is from RefSeq and is a predicted model, not a curated record.